Messenger RNA from Formica exsecta, 6757 nucleotides. RefSeq lists its product as uncharacterized. Gene Ontology annotation, molecular function: protein binding. The transcript has 16 exons. Lineage: Eukaryota; Metazoa; Arthropoda; Insecta; Hymenoptera; Formicidae. Bases 168 to 4466 code for a protein of 1432 amino acids. Gene Ontology annotation, biological process: regulation of establishment of bipolar cell polarity; signal transduction; establishment of mitotic spindle orientation. Gene Ontology annotation, cellular component: spindle. The record is from RefSeq and is a predicted model, not a curated record.
CUCUGUAAAGAAGGAAAAAGAUAUCACUCAGAUCCCCUCGUGAAAACUCCCGCGAAGGCCCAUCUACGCGCGACCUCUUUCUCUCUUGUCAGAUUGGAGAACCUCCGGUGAAAAGGGAGCACUGCGGAAAUGCGUGACAGCUAUCGUUGCUUACGCGGUUGACACUGAUGGUGUUGGGAGGAUUAGGGCGCAGAAUGUCGAGCGGCGACAAGGCUUCACCAGGCCUAACCAUCGAUCGUGCCGCUUUUUUGCUUCUGCGAGUAAAGAAAGCAUUCAAAAAGAAAAAGCAGCAGCGAAAAGAGAAAAGUACGCCCGUGCUAGAAUGCAAACCCGAGAACAGAUCGGGCCGAGGUCCCGUGGGACGUCCAGCUCCACUUUUACGAUCCCGAACUCUACCAGCCAUUGUUGCGCCUGGUCUCAGUAUACUUCAAGCUCAAAUCGAUGCUCGUUACAACGCGGUAACGGGGAUAUCGGUCGUUCCAUCUUCCGAUACGGACAAUACAACUAGCGCGAAGCGUGGAAGCACGGCUUCGCAAUACACCAAGCUUCUUAUGCCGAGAAUAUCCUUUACGGAUGAUACGAUAGCACGCCGCGUUUCCGACUCUGGACCAGCGAGCAGAGAAUCCUCCAAGGAACACUCGGCAAGAAGCGGCAGGUUGAGUACCUCCACCAUCGGCGGCUCGCAACCUCUCAACCGGCUUGCUAGGCUCUUGAACCAGAGACCGAGCUUCACCCCGAGCGAUGAAAUUCCACGACGGCUCUCUUGGGAGAAACGAGAGUGCAGUACAACGAGUUCCUGCCUGCCAAGAAGCAGUUCGAUCGACAGCGUGGCAGAAUGGGGUUUGACAGGAGGAAUAGGAACUGUCGCCGGAAAUAACAGUGUGAGUGCUGGCAACAGUUAUGGCCUAUUUGUCGAGCAUCCACCCUUGAGAAGAAGUCCAAGUCCGCUGUUGGGAGCGAGAAGUGACAGAUUGAGUCUAGUGUCACCUAAUAUCGGCAGAAGAAUUAAAGGACACAGAGCGGUCGUAGAGUUACAUUCGUUGCAAGGGAUGGAGUUCCUGGAGGGCUUCGGCAAGAAGAAACAACAGCCCCACCAACAAUUGAAUAAUUUGUCAUCAAUACAUAUCAAUCCUCUCUCGGCCCAAUCCCUCAACAUACACUUGCAUGCUCUAUUUGCGGCUGUGGAACAUGGCCAUUUGGAUAAGGCGAGGAGUAUUUUGGAAUCUACCGAUGUGGAUGUAAAUAGCGUUAAUAGCGACGGCUUGUCACCACUGGAUGUCGCUGUACUUAGUAACAAUAGGCCGCUGGCAAAAAUGCUGGUUACGUUCGGUGCGCAGGAAGGAAAUCAAUUCAAGUCUCCGGAAUCUCUUGGAAGUCACUUGGCGUCAUUACUCUCGGAAGCGGAACACAGAGUUCAAGAACUCGGGGGCAGUACUUCCGGCAGCAGUGCGACUCUACUGGAACCACCCAGCAUACAUAGGGCCAGUUUUUCCACGCAACAUAACAACCUCACGGGAUGCAGUGGUAGUACGGAAGACAAACAGCUUGCCCUAUGGGAAAGGAGAGCCAGGGCUCUCAGAAAAAUGUUAUUGGGUUUCGAUCAAGCGCGACCACCCGACAUGCCAUUUCUGGUUGCCAUCGAUGUUACCGGAACGACUUCGGUAACAAUCAAAUUUCAAGAACCAGACUCGCACGAUUCUCCGAUCUGUACCAAAUUUAAGGUUCAAUGGAGUUUGCACGAUGACUUUUCCGUUAUUUGCGACGAGAGAGAGGUUUUAGAUAUGAAGCAAAGAGAAUGUCGUAUCGAGGAUCUAACUCAAGGUCAAAAAUAUUAUUUUCGCGCUGCCGCUGGAAAUUUAAAGGGCUACAGCAGAUUUAGGAAUUCGACACCUGCGCAUGUUACACCUAGCAGUUGGAGGGAUAUAGACGGCAGAGUACCGAGGUUUGCGGGACGAUUAGAACAAUUAAAUACAUUGUUCACUGAUAUAAGAAGACCGGAAUAUACGCAAGAAACACCGGCGGUACAGAGGCGAAAUCAUAAAAAGAAAACGACGAUAAAACAACUCUUCACAGCGACAAGUAAAUUCCAGAAAAAUCUCAGGCGAGGAGUAUUUCUCGCGUGUCUACUCUACCACGAAGACAAAGUCCUCGUUACCAACGAGGAUUUCUUACCCGUAAUCGAGGUCGACGAGACGUAUCCUAGUUGUAUCUACAACGAUUUUCAUUGGCUAAUGAAAGUCGCCUGUACCUGGGACGACGUUAAAUCCCUUCGACAAGAUAUGGAAAAGAGUCACAGCAGUUCGACGAACCAUUUUAGAAUAAGGUUGCUUCAAGCUGCUGCUCAGAUGCAGGCUGCACUGUGCAUACAAGACCUUGGACAGUUAUAUCACAAACCUAUCAGAGACAUUCAAGGCACUUUGGUAUUUUCGACAGUGAAUUACAUAAAAUCAGCAAAAAUGGUUUCCGUAUUAAAUAGCAGAUGGUUACCGCUCAGUAAAGUUAUAAAGAAAGUCAUAACGCACGAAGACAGUAACGUUGCCGAUAUCUUGAUGGCCAGUAUACAAGAACAAAUGACAUAUCAUCAAGUCAGUAGUAUCAAAUUAUCCAAAGGUUUAUAUCUCGGUUAUCUGAAAAUGCAGAGCAGCGUGGAUCUCAUACAAGUCGUUGUCCCGACGAAAUCUCCGAAUGUGUUGCCGCACUGCAAGAUUCGCGAUAAUCCACACGUAUCCGCGGAGGAGUGGGACUAUCUCAAGAGAGUAACGCGCAUCUGUAUGUCCGAUUCUUCCGUGAAAGAGUCCGAAGAGAAAGAGAACGUGACGAACGAGGCUCAAGGCACGGAACAGCAAAAGUUGUUUGUCGAUCUGGUUGCCGCGACCGCACGACGAUUGUUUAAUUACAUGGAGAUCAGUUCGGAAGAUUCGUUGGUGCAUCGACUUUACGAUGCCGAAGUGAUCGAUCUGACGCAUGACGUAUCGUUUCUUAUCACCGUGCCGCCCGCCGAAACCGCUUGCUGUGUGCCUGGCACGCGAGAGAUCUUACUACAGCGCGGUGAUCUCCUGUCGUUGCCUAUUCAAGUCUUUGAGAUGGUGCAUUUGAACACGUAUCAAAAGGACGUGAUCAAUCGUUACUCGAGGCUUAGCUGCAUCUUGGAACUAGACACGGCACAGGCCCAGCAUAAUCACAGAGAGGCCUUCAGUUCCUUAGAGUUAAGCGUCGCAAAGGACAAACUGGCGAGAUUGCAAGAUCUCCAGUCGCAAAUGAACACUGUGUGGAAAGGUUCUAGGUGGUUGAUUGACGUUAUAACUUUCGCGAGAGAUCGCGGCUCCUCUCAACAAAACGUCGCAUCGCAAACCGUCGGUAUAUCUAUGAAGCAUCUGCUUAGCUUAGACAGAAACAAGAACAGCAGUAGCAACAAUAAUAGUCUAAAACGGAGUUUAUUACAAUUACCGCCUAGAGAUCCUAAACUCGUUAAAUCAAGCCCUGGCCGAGGUAGUUGGCCAGGACCGAAUCUGUCCAAUUCCUCUUCGAAUCUUCUUACAACGGAAUUCAGCAAGAGCGAGCAGCAGCUGCCCAGCGGACAGUACGUACGUAAGGGUAGCAACACUUCGAAUAUAUCGACGACGUCGGAGCCGCAGAAAUCGUUGUGCGUGCCGAGCAGCAACAGCAAUCUGACCACGAGCGCCAAUCAUCUGGCGCCGCUGCAAAAUACGCGGCUGCCGCCCUCCAAAUCCGAAGACACCCUAAUUCUCGCCAAGUACAAACAUAGCCCGCGAAAUCGCUCCGCUACGAUAACUACUUCGGCAUCGGCCAGCACUAGUCCGCUAAUGAGCAUUAAGCCCAUCCUUUACGGCGGUUCGCUUUUGAGCGUCUCCACGGCGAUGACGAACACCACGAGCCUACUUAGCGUGUCUGUGAGCAACACCAAUUCCGACAGCCUACAUUCGUUGAGCAGCGAAGAAAACUCUACGACGAAUUCGAGCGUAUGCUUGAAAACCAGUCAUCCGGUCAAAGUUAAAACGUCCAAACCGACUGCGAGCGUCGCGGCGAUGGCCACCGUUCCGCAAGAUAAUCUAGACGAAGAGAAGGAAGAGGCGACGAUGAUGCCGGCACCUCUGCCAGGUAUUCUUCAAGUUUACGCGGCCUACGAGACUGGUUUAGCAGCUGGCACCAGUUUGAAAUUACACGUAACACCAAGGACUACGGCACGUGAAGUUGUGGAACUUGUUGUUAAACAAUUGAACAUGGCGGUGGUUCUAAAAGGACAAAAUGGGCCUACCUAUACGAUUGACGAACUACCAAAUUUCUGCUUAGUUGCCGUAAUCGGUGCACGGGAACGUUGCUUAAGGGACGAUUUUAAGCCACUUCAAUUGCAAAAUCCAUGGAAGAAGGGACGACUAUAUGUUAGACAAAAACAAGACGUUCUUGCUGCUCUUGAGCACAGUAGCAAGCAUACCGCGUACUUAUAGCACAAAUAAAGCGCUAUCUAUAAGUGGGAAGAAAGAGAAAGAGAAAGGUAAUAAUUUAUUACCUACUAUUGUUAAUUAAAUUUCGAUACAUUCUACACGUGUGCAUAAACGCGUGUAUAACGUUCCUCGAUAACGAUUACAAACGAAAUAUUUCAUACAAAGCGACUAAUGUCGUACAUCUUCAACGGUACUACUAAUAAAAGAAAUAUUUCAGUGAAUAGAUGUGAAUAAUUAUUUAAUAGAAAAAGGUAUUUUAAUCAUAUAACGUUCCAUGACCCGAGAGAUUUUUUUCUCUGAAUUUCUCUUCUAAUUUAUGAUGCACUCUAUGCAUAACUAGGUCACACAUUUUAUGUGAAAAAAAAAAAAACGUAUAUUUAAAAAAUUGUUUUAUUCGCGCUUGACCUCUCUUAAAUAAGUGAUAUUAGCCGCGAUAGAUCUGAGUUUUUUAAGAAUUGCUUUUUAAAAAGCCGACCUUGUUUUUAUUAUUUAUAAGUAAAAUAAUAUUUUUUCAAGAAAAUAUUCCCAUUUUUUUUUCGUCACACGAUUAUUUUCUGAUAUACUCUCUCUUUUGCUGUUAAAAAUAAAUUUAUGUUUUAUUGAAUAACCAGUGGAGCGUUGAAGAUAAAAAUAUAAAUAAUUGAAAUGUAACAUGAGAUAUAGCAACAUAGACAAUUUGGAGGAAUCGAAUGUGAUAAACAUUUCUCUGAUCGAUGAAAUAGGAGUCUAUCCUAUUUUAGGCAACGUGUAUACAUUCCGAUUUUGGAAUUUGUCAACUUUCAAGCACGAUCUGUAAUAUUCUUCGAAUGUUAGCUAGUUUGUAAAGGAAUGAAUAAUACUCGAGACAUACUGUUAUAUUUUCUGUACCGAUCUCAAUGUUUUAUUCGAUAUAUGCAUAUUGUCGAGAGUAUACGUGAGUAAGCUGGUUGAGAGAUCUCAUUGUUCCUUAUCGUAGUUCAUUGUAUCCAAGUACGAUUUAUCGUUACGAAACAUAGGAGGAUCCUUUGGCACAAAGAAAAUGCAAUAGAGAAAUACUUGGAUACUUUGAAUCAAUAAGGAUAACUAACUUUUUGAAGUCACACACACACAGUGAAAGUUUUAUAUUUAUACUAUUAAAGUUAUAGAUGAAAUGCCUCUAAAAGAAUAUAUUUUAGGUUCUAAUAUAUGACAACGUGUUAUUAUAAUAUUAUACAUGAUACUUUCUGCUUAUGAUUAGAUUCAAUGUUACCAGGCUCUAACAAAAGAAAUAAAAUCAUUUCAAGUGCGUUCUCGAUGCAUGGCACAGUCUGGGGCAAUGUAUUUCUUUCAGAAUAUUCGUAAUAAAAUAAUAUGAAAGUUCCUAAAGUCUGGUAGUAUUGUCUUAAGAUGGCUUGGGGGGAAAGAUAUAUAUUUUAGAAAAGUCUGAGAUCAAUUUUCUGAAAGAGACCACUGACAAAUUUUGUUGACAGAAAGGAUUGUAAAAAAAAUGUUAUAUACAAAACGGAGAAAAAAAAGAGGAAAUUAGUAUAAGAUUUUAUUUGAGAAAUAUUUCGAAUCUAAAGCGGCGAGUAUAAUAUAUCAGAACCAGUUUUAUAGUUAUUAGUAUAGUUAAGACGAGAAGAGGCUUAUAGACUGUUGUAUAUAAUAGAACAAAAAGUAUUAUUAAUACUACUAUAUUAUUUUAGAGACAACAAACAAAAUUUUUGUAUUUUUUUGUUUUAGCUUAUAACUUUUGUUUUAUUAAAUACUAUAGUGCGUAUAUAAAUAUUUUUUUAUUUCGUUAUAAUCACAUUCUAAAUGUCAUCUAAACAUCUGUUUAAUUUUAACACAACAAAAUCAUAUGAAGAAAAUUCCAGCAGGCAUAGGCAAAAACUAGGAUUUAUUUUGAAGAAUUCAUGAAAAGAGAAAUAUUUAAUCAAAAGACGAAAUUAAAUUUUUCGUCAUUAUAUAAAAGAUAAAAUUUAGUAAAAUUUUCAAAAAUUAUAACAGGCACAUCGCCUGGCACGUAACAAAAUAAAUAUCCAAUUGAGAGAAACAAUAGUACGAUAACGCCCGACGUGUAUUAACCGAUCAAAUAAUGACUACCAUAGUGUAGAAUGAUUUGCGCUGAAAAUACAUCACAUAUACCCCAAAACCGCACAAUAUUAUUCGCGACGAACUUCUUAAAUGUUUCGUGAUCGCGUUGCACAUUUCAUAUAUAAUCUAACGAAUAACAAGAUUAAUUAAUGUAGCAUAUAUACUCAUAUGUAGUUAUUCGUAUAGAUUCUCUCUCUUUCUAAAAGAAAAAGAGAGAGAGAGAGAGAGAGAGAGAGAGA